AUGGCAUUAAUAAAUCAACAGCAAAAUCAUCCAGGUCAAAGAUGGAUGCUCGAAGCACUUAAAUUAGCACAAAAUGCAUUAGAUCAACAAGAAGUUCCAAUUGGUUGUGUAAUCAUUCAUAAUGAUUCAAAAAUUAUCGCGUCAGGCCAAAAUGAACCUGUUCGACUUAGAAAUGCUACAAGACAUGCUGAAAUGUGUGCACUUGAUAGGUUUUUUGCUCAGUACGAUCUUUCAACUGCACGAAAACUUCUUUCGGAAUCUAUUCUCUAUGUCACUUGUGAACCCUGUAUGAUGUGUACUGGCGCCUUACGUCUUGCUGGUAUAACCAAAGUUGUCUACGGAUGUUCAAAUGAUCGUUUUGGUGGUUGUGGUUCUGUACUAGAUAUUGCACAAGACGCUAUGCCUGAUACAUUACCAUUAGAAUGUACAAGUGGAAUUGAAAGUGAUGAAGCAAUGCGUUUAUUAAAAGCAUUCUAUAUGAAUACUAAUCUCAAUGCACCAAACCCUAAAGAUAAGUCGAAAAAACAAAAGAAGUCAUCUUUAACAUCAGAAUAA
Molecule: messenger RNA, 555 nt
Organism: Rotaria socialis
Lineage: Eukaryota; Metazoa; Rotifera; Eurotatoria; Philodinida; Philodinidae
Source: the annotation of a GenBank genome assembly